Messenger RNA from Monopterus albus (swamp eel), 738 nucleotides. Its product is annotated as cyclic GMP-AMP synthase-like. The annotation marks the transcript as partial. Lineage: Eukaryota; Metazoa; Chordata; Actinopteri; Synbranchiformes; Synbranchidae. Gene Ontology annotation, cellular component: cytosol; site of double-strand break; nucleus. The record is from RefSeq and is a predicted model, not a curated record. The transcript has 4 exons. Gene Ontology annotation, molecular function: double-stranded DNA binding; 2',3'-cyclic GMP-AMP synthase activity; chromatin binding. Gene Ontology annotation, biological process: activation of innate immune response; negative regulation of double-strand break repair via homologous recombination; cellular response to exogenous dsRNA.
AGAGGCUGAGACAAAUGAUCUAUGGACGCAGAGGGCAGAGAGUUGAACCUCACACAGGAUGGUCUGACUGAAGUGACGUGGCGUAAAGAUGACAAAAGACGAAAGUCAGGUCCUCCAUCAGCAAGACCAAGGCAGAAAUUCCAGCAACAAAAAUCAGAUGCUGUGGUAGUCGAGGACGCAAACUCUGUCUCUUCAGAGCUGGCCAGCUGGAUCAAAGCCAACGCUAAAAACCUCAAGAUUCGGCAGAAAGACCGCUGCUGGGCUGCAGAGAUGGUCAACGAUUUCCGUGAAAACCUGCUGAAAUUCCUGCGGAGCAACAAGGAUCAGCCCUUCUUCCAGUCGGCUGACUUCCUCAACACUGGCAGCUACUUUGAGAAGGUUAAGAUCCACAGCCCUGAUGAGUUUGACAUGAUGCUGAAGCUUCAAGCUCCAUCACCUCUCAAAAUGACAGCGCUUGACAGCGGAGUCUUCUACCACAUCGAGCUGAUGCGGCCCACUCGGACCCCAAUAGAGGCCUUUCUUCUGGAGGACGAGCGCACGGUCUCAUCAAGCAAGAUCCUGAGUGAGAUGUACCGCCUGGUUCGCAAAUUCCUCAAGAGCUAUAAAGUACCUGAUAAACGCUGUCGCUGGGAGGUGAACAGGAAGCAUCCGACCUCGCCAGCUGUGACUUUGUCUCUGCUCAGAACAGAGAACGACACGGAGGAGCUGAUCUCUGUGGACGUGGUUCCUGCUCUGGAG